Messenger RNA from Aspergillus saccharolyticus JOP 1030-1, 927 nucleotides. RefSeq lists its product as uncharacterized. The transcript has a single exon. The record is from RefSeq and is a predicted model, not a curated record. NCBI's taxonomy places the organism in Eukaryota, Fungi, Ascomycota, Eurotiomycetes, Eurotiales, Aspergillaceae. Bases 150 to 740 code for a protein of 196 amino acids.
CCUUGUAACACCUUUCUUUUCUUCCGUCCCCUAAGAAUAUCUCAUCCUUUCGUUUCUUUCUUCUCUCCUCCACCCACCACACCAUACCUAACACACACACACAUACGCGCGCGCACACACAUACAACACACACAUCCACAAACAGAAGGAUGUUGACCUCCGCCUCCACCGACUCGUCUCGUUCCUCCUACUCCGGAAGUCCCGUCUCCCAACAAUCUCGGCAUCACCAGGUCUGGUUUCCGCCCGCCCCUCGUCGCCGGCCAGAGCACUACAAAAUCCCCCGCUACUAUUCCACCCCCGUGAAGGAAGAUUGUCCCGAGUCGACUCCGCUGCAGAUGUACGGCCUGGAACAGCGCGCCCCGUCGAUUUGUGAGAAGCCCAAGCUUUUGCAUCGCUUCUCUCACGCCCUCGAUGACAUUGUGGAAGACAUCUCCCUCCAGAGCACUAGCGAGAAGGUGCUGGCACGACGACGCCAAUCGUUCUUUGGCAUUGACGAGGUGGCGGUGAUGUCCAGCACCUCCAUCACCACCCCGACAAUGGACUACUACACGGUCCCGGCACUUCCGCAGCCUCCGAAAUCUCGACCCAUGUCGAUUCUCUCAACAGAAGCCUGGACCCCGCCAGUCCGCAAACUCAGCCGGCGCCUGAGUAUCAGCUUCUCGCGCAAGAAGAAGUUCAGACCGGGUCAGGUGGGCAGCAUCUCGCAGCCGAAUCUGAUCGGUGCUUCGACGCAGAUUUGAGGCUAUGCCAUGCCGACUGCUGCUUGCAUCAUGCCAUUCCGCCGUCACAUUGCAUCAGAUGACCUCGAAUCCGAAUACAUUCUCGUCCCACGUGAUGCGCGUUGAGCCAACACGCCAAUUCGAAAUCUACCCAACACCCGCACAGACACCCACCAAUACAAUUACGAAACCCGAAAGUGCAUAUUCC